Molecule: messenger RNA, 1369 nt
Organism: Punica granatum (pomegranate)
Lineage: Eukaryota; Viridiplantae; Streptophyta; Magnoliopsida; Myrtales; Lythraceae
Source: RefSeq, a predicted model, not a curated record
UUCGCCAUCGCCAUCAUGUUCAGGCAUUACGGCAUCUUUUCCGAUCACCACAAUCACAAUAGCUCGCACACCACCCAAUCCCAUCCGCCGACCCUCUCCCUCGCACGAGUCCUCGCCGGAGAAGCCUCUAAGCUCCGAUUCCGGGAUUCGAGUAGCAUCGAAAUGGGUGGUGGGAAGGAAACGGAUCGUGCUUGCUCGAGCUUGUGGCUCGCUCCUAACCCCAGUAAGAGAUGGGGGGAGCUCUUCUUCCUCUGCUACACUCCCUUCUGGCUCACUCUCUGCCUGGGGAUCGUCGUCCCCUACAAGCUCUACGAGAACUUCACGGAGUUGGAGUACCUGCUCUUGGGAUUGAUUUCGGCAGUCCCUUCAUUCUUGAUACCAAUGCUGUUUGCUGGCAAGGCUGAUCGAAAUAUGUCCUGGACGGAUCGAUACUGGGUUAAGGCUAGUCUCUGGAUAAUCAUUUUCAGCUAUGUCGGGAAUUACUUUUGGACUCACUAUUUCUUCACAGUGCUAGGAGCUUCGUAUACCUUCCCAUCCUGGAAGAUGAACAAUGUCCCCCAUACAACCUUCCUCCUCACUCACGUUUGCUUUUUGUUUUAUCAUGUCUCUUCGAACAUGACGCUCCGUAGACUGAGGCAUUCUAUUGCACACUUGCCGGAAAAGGUCCAAUGGACCUUUGAGGCUGCAUGGAUCCUGGCUCUCUCUUAUUUCAUCGCUUACCUGGAGACUUUGGCUAUUUCUAAUUUCCCUUAUUAUUCAUUUGUAGACCGAGCAUCCAUGUACAAAGUCGGAUCCUUAUUCUACGCAAUAUACUUCAUUGUGAGCUUCCCCAUGUUUCUGAGGAUUGAUGAGAAGCCUGGGAAUCCAUGGGACCUCCCAAGAGUGGCUAUAGAUGCUUUAGGCGCUGCAAUGCUCGUCACCAUAAUACUCGAUUUAUGGCGCAUUUUUCUUGGGCCCAUCGUCCCGAUCCCCGACUCCCAGCAGUGCCUUCAGCCUGGACUCCCUUGGUUUCCUGGACGUUCUGAACAACGUUGAAAGCUCUCUCGCAUGCUUGAAUAUUGCUGAUCUGAAGUCCAGAGAUAUGUAAACUGUAUUCUUCUUGUGGGAGGACACCCACAUUUGCAGAAGUACUUUAGGAUUAUCUUAAAGGUAGAGAGUUCUCUUUUUUAUUGCAUGAAAUCAUAUUCAGCAGUUACGCUUGUGAGUUUAGGCACACCACAGAAACAUAUGAUCCCUCGCCAUCAAAUGUCUCUGGACAAACCCAUGGGACAAGGUAUGGCUGUAUCGCAUUAUAGGUCCUCGGUAGACAUGAAUGAGACAGUUCCAUGGCCGUUCUGUUAUCAUAAAAAUGGUUUUAAGGCUUCUUCCA